UACCCACGAUCUAGCUUUCUCAUUUUAGUUCAAAAACUGAUCUCCUUUCGACAAGAUCACACUUCGAUUGCACCGUUCUAAAUCGACGAUUACACCAAAGAAGAAAGAUGAGUGAGUGUCGCCCAGCAUACAUUACCGAAGCAGAAGUUGAUAAACUAUUGACCUGGCCGGCGGUGUUCGAAGUAUGCGUACAAGCACUGCAAUCCGUGUGUGAGGAAAAAACCAGUGACUCACAACCAUCCUCAAUUCAACCAGCACGACCGUUCGCCAAUAUGAAGCGACGCAAUGGACUUGCAUUUUCAAUGCUGGGAUAUAUUGACAACUAUCGAAUAAAAUCCAUCGAUGCAGACAAAGCGAUGGAUUCUUUGGGUCACAAGUUGCUAACAGCGUUUCCAAACAACGUUAGCUUACCGAAACCUUUGCCGGUGAUCAUAGCAACGAUUUUUAUGCUCGACACUGAAACUGGUAGAAUGAAAACUAUUAUUGAGGCAAAUGGCAUAACCGGAUGGAGAACUGCCGGAUUGAGUAUGGCAUCAACGAAAUAUCUUUAUUUCGAUCGAAAUGAACAGCAUAAAGGCGACAAAGUUCUUGCCAUUCUCGGAUGUGGUAUUCAGGGACGAAUUCAUGCUAUUGGGUUCGGCACAAUGUUCGGAAUAAGCGAAAUUCAUUUGUGGAAUCGAUCCGUGUCCCGGGCCAGCAAUUUGAAGAAAGAAUUGGAUACAUUGACCGCAUCGUUUAAGAACAAAAAUUUGAAGAUUUUCGUCCAUGAAUCCGUUCACGAUUGCGUCAAAACGGCUGACAUCAUCGUCACUGCAACACAAUCGACGACUCCGGUACUGUUUGGAAACAUGCUAAAGGAAAACGUUCACAUCAAUGCUGUUGGCGCAUCAUUUGUUAAUCAUCAUUCCGAACUCGAUGCCACAGUCUACGAAAGCAGCAAACUUUACGUGGAUAGUUAUACUGGCGCUAAGACUGAACUGAAAGCGCUGAAUUGUCCCGUUGAAGCUGAAGUUGGGGAAAUCAUUAAUAAGAGUAAAGUGCUCACGAAACAUCCCCGCACUAUCUACCAUGCGUUGGGAAUGGCCGUGUCGGAUGUAGCUGUGGCACAGAUUGCCGAAACGCUUUAUCACAAAAAUAAGUAGAAGCGAAAAAAUGUCUGAAACUAUCUUUGGUGACUGAAAUGCUUUAAAUUUGUAGUAUCAUCAUUCGAGCGCAGCAUUUGAAAUAAAUUUAAUUUGGUUUCACGUUUA
Molecule: messenger RNA, 1250 nt
Organism: Bradysia coprophila
Lineage: Eukaryota; Metazoa; Arthropoda; Insecta; Diptera; Sciaridae
Product: ketimine reductase mu-crystallin-like
Cellular component (GO): cytoplasm
Molecular function (GO): hormone binding
Source: RefSeq, a predicted model, not a curated record